This is a messenger RNA of Centruroides sculpturatus (bark scorpion), 1209 nucleotides long. It is a transcript of the gene Ppcs, whose product is annotated as phosphopantothenate--cysteine ligase-like. The transcript is spliced from 8 exons. Gene Ontology annotation, cellular component: nucleus; cytoplasm. Bases 181 to 1092 code for a protein of 303 amino acids. NCBI's taxonomy places the organism in Eukaryota, Metazoa, Arthropoda, Arachnida, Scorpiones, Buthidae. Gene Ontology annotation, biological process: coenzyme A biosynthetic process. Gene Ontology annotation, molecular function: phosphopantothenate--cysteine ligase activity. The record is from RefSeq and is a predicted model, not a curated record.
CAUCGUAAUAAAGUUGAAAUAUUCGCUUCAAUUUCUCAAACCUCUAAAUAUAAGAACAAGAAAACAAUUAGAACAAUAAAUCUUCCGCUUUGCCUUCUCGACAAUAAGUUUCCUCGUUCAUCACCAGGGGGUCAAGUAGAGAAAUAUUACGUCAAACGUACAGAACGUACAGAACUUAACAUGGCAGAGAGCAGGUGGGAAGACUUUUAUCGCCUUAAUCCUUCGCCCGAUGAAUUACCUUUAAUUAAGUCAAAAAUAUGCGCAUUUUGCAAGAUACAUUCAUCAGAAAAACGAAAAAUUGCCCUAAUAACCAGUGGUGGGACAAUGGUGCCCUUAGAACAUAAUACAGUUCGUUUUGUAGAUAAUUUCAGUGCAGGUAAUCGAGGUUCUGCAUCAGCAGAAUAUUUCUUAAAAUCUGGUUAUGCAAUAAUAUUUCUCUAUCGAAGAAAAUCACUUCAACCAUUUGCUCGGCAUUUUCCAGCCAAUUCAAUGUUAGAAAUUCUUCAUGAAGUUGAAGAUGAUGAAGGAAACUUUCAUAUUGAAGUAAUUUCUGAAAAAGUUCAAGAAUUAUUGCCAGUUUUACAAAAUUAUCAUUCAGCUAUUCAUUCUUCAAAGCUUUUAAUGAUUACAUUCACUACUCUCUCUGAAUCAUUAGUGCAGAGUCAGCCAAAAUUACAGUGUCAUCAACAUACAUUAGUGCAUGUAUCUCAACUUGAUCAAAGAGAGAAAUCCCAGUCUACUCAUAAAAUACAUUCUGCUGAUGGUCCACUUAAUCUUGAGCUUCAUUUAGUACCAAAAGUACUACAGCCUUUGGUAUGUCAUUGGGUUCCAGAAGCAUACAUUGUUUCUUUUAAGCUGGAAACAGAUGAAUCACUUCUGUUAGAAAAAGCAAAUCAUGCUCUUGAGAGAUACGGACAUAAGUUGGUUGUAGCCAAUGCACUCCAUAAUCGAACAAAGAAAGUAAUAUUAGUAACAAAGGAUGACCAUUCUAUUAUUGAAUUAAAACAAGAAGAAAUAGAAAAUGGCUGUGAAAUAGAAGAAAAACUGGUAUCAGAUAUUGUUAGUCGACAUAAUUUGUAUUUAGCUCAAUAACUAUAACUAAUCUUUGAAAUUUGUAAUUUAUAUCUUAAUUUUUAUACAGUUAUAAUUGCAACAAUAUAGUGCCUUGCAAAUUCUAAUAAGUGAAUUAAAAUUUUAUGGAAAUAAUCA